Messenger RNA from Haliotis rufescens (red abalone), 1860 nucleotides. RefSeq names its product interleukin 17-like protein. The record is from RefSeq and is a predicted model, not a curated record. Gene Ontology annotation, cellular component: extracellular region. The coding region runs from base 1 to 891 and encodes 296 amino acids. The transcript has 3 exons. NCBI's taxonomy places the organism in Eukaryota, Metazoa, Mollusca, Gastropoda, Lepetellida, Haliotidae. Gene Ontology annotation, molecular function: cytokine activity.
AUGACACGGAAGAAUCGGUCACCGAGUCGAGGUAAAGGAAAAAGAUUUGGACUUAUCCAUGUAUUGAAAACAGGACCUGUCAUUAAGUCAAAACAGAUUUCUCUAAUUGACAGCUCCCUGGCGUCAAAGAAACGCCUGGUCGUAUACAUCAGGAGACCGGUCAAUGAACGCAGCCUGGCCGGAAGUCACGCGUCUGGGUGGGAGCGUCCCCGCAAACACAGUGUCAUCAAUAUCCUUUACUCGCUAACCCGGAUUAAAAAAUGUCAUGACGAGUGCAAGGGGAACGGGAUCCUCUCUGCGUCCGCUCUACCUGUCAACGACGCCUGGAAACACGUGGUCAGACAACGUCGUAACGCUGCCAACCGUCAACCACCUCAAGAUAUCGACCAACUCUUCCAAAGUCUCAACGCCAACACCGACACCUCCAUCUUUCUUCGUAACGCUCAGGGUGCCAGACCGGGGUCAUAUUUACACAGCGGGCUGAACACCGACCAGGUGCCCGACAGUUCCCACUUCGGAGGCAUCACCUGUCCCAGCAGCGUCAGUGACGACCCUCAGGACCCCCUGUGGAAGAGGUCCCUCUGUCCCUGGUACUACAACGUCACCGAUCUGCCCGCCGGUCACUACCCAAGUGCCAUCCCCCAGGCCGUGUGUAAGUGUGACAAAUGCGUUGACAAUAACCAAAACCAGUGCGAGAGAGUUUCCACUCAAAUCCGAGUUUUAGAAGAAACUGGCAGUGAAAAUGGUUUCUUUAUCUACAAGCCCAAAAUCGUCACCCAUUUCGUUGGGUGCACUUGUGCCAAACGCCGGACACCAACAGUAGGUUCGAACACCGCCCCAACAGCAUCAGGCAGUGAAAGCAGUUGUGGGGAUUAUGGAUGUGCCCCCUAAACGAGAGACUCGUAGACGAUGUCGCCAAUUGAUGACAACUAUCCCGUUUAGGUAGAAAUGUGUUGUUCAAAAGCUGCAUUUCCGUCCAUGUAUGAAAUGCCUUAUUUCUUCAUACAUCACCACGACAUUAAUUGAGUUUAUUUUCAUUUAUUUAUUAAAAAUUCAUUGUAUAUGCUUAAAUAUUAUGAAUGUGUGUAUUUUGAAUAUUCACAGUCAUGCCUUUAUAGUGUGCGUGUGCGUGUGCGUGUGCGUGCGUGCGUGUGUGUGUGUGUGUGUGUGUGUCUCAAGUUGAAACUUGGACCGAUGUCUGUAUGAAUGUUUGUUUAUUGCUGAAAUAGAUGUAAUUUUCUUCAAGGUCAGCACCAGACACUCAAAGUCAUUCCAUUCAUCCAACUUAUAUACAUUUAGGUUGUUACUUUUAUUGUUGACGUGUUGAAUAAAUAUUGUUUUCUGAAAGAAAGUUUUUCCUUCUCCGCCACUGUCCGGUAGAGGGCCUAAGACCAUUCUGACGUCAUUAUGAUUGAUGUGACGUUAUAUACUUGUCACGUCAAAUUAGAUUUGUGCAAUGCGCGUAGAGGUCACGCCAAGGGCCAAUUGUCAUACAGGAUUACCUAACCUCAGGGUAAAGAUGCAAUCAUUGACUGUGUCAUUAGUUAUUAAAUCUAGCUAGCUGAUCGCCGUUUUAUGACAAGAUAUAUUAUUGCACCGGCUAGUCAUGACAAUCUUUGAUACGGAUGUUUAGAAUGGGUUGCCUGUGCUGCUUGUAAGAGGCGUGGUAUGAGGUGGCGAUCAGGUGAUAGCGUGUUUUACCACAUGUGAUAAAGCUGUUCUCUGGGUUUGUUUGUUUAACUCUCUUGGUGCCACGGGACCAUAUAUGGUCCCUCACUUUUCACACCCGCUUAGUGCCAAGGGACCAUAUAUGGUCCCGAGAAAAUGCCCUUUUUAAACUGUGAAUUUUGAUAAAUACUA